AUGCGCAGUCUACUCGUACUCCCCAUGCUGGUGGCCCUUGUGGCUGGAGCAACCCUUGACUUCGACCACUACUGGACCGCUCAGGAGAUCAACGCCUACCUGGACGAACUGGUGGCGGAUUUCCCAACGUUGGCAAGUGUGGUGAAUGUUGGAACCAGUACCGAGGGUCGUCCCAUCCGGGCGCUGCGUGUCAGCAAGGAUAACGUUGCCACCCGGCCUCUGGUUAUCGUAGAGGGUGGCCUUCGUGCCCGCGAAUGGAUUUCGCCGAUGUCUGCUAGCUACAUUCUGCACGAGAUCGUUGAGCACUACUACGAAUUCGAGCACAUCCUGGACAACGUGAACUUCUUGGUCGUACCGCUGGCUAACCCUGAUGGGUAUGAGUUCUCGCGCACCCCAAACAACCGAAUGUGGGUCAAGUCGCGUAGCGUUAAUGGAAACGGUUGCUUCGGAACCGAUCUUGCACGUAACUUUGGCUACCUGUGGAAUACCGUCGGUGGAAGCUCGAAUCCUUGCUCGGAUAGCUUCGUCGGAACGGCUGCCUUCUCUGCCCCUGAGACGGCCGCCCUGCGGGAUUUCAUCCAGGCCAACAGUGCCAACCUGGUGCUUUACCUAAGCAUUCAGUCGGCCGACCAGAUGGUGCUCUAUCCGUUCUCGCACAGUGCCAUGACGAACCCGAGCAACGUGGCCGAGCUGCGCUCGCUGGCCAACAGUGUUGCGCUGACACUGAUGAACCAGAAUGGACGCAUCUUUACCGUCGGUGGUGCUGGAUUGUUGCAGCCGGCCGCGUCGGGUAGCAGCAUCGACUAUGUGGCCGGAACCUUCCAGCCGAACCUGGUGUACACGCUCGAGACCGGUGCUGGCGGCACCACCGGCUACGAUGUUCCCGAAGCUCAGAUGGCCGAAUACCUGAGCGAGACGACGUACGGUUUCCUGACGAUGGCGACGUACGUUGCCGACAACAAGUGA
Molecule: messenger RNA, 966 nt
Organism: Anopheles coustani
Lineage: Eukaryota; Metazoa; Arthropoda; Insecta; Diptera; Culicidae
Product: carboxypeptidase B-like
Exons: 3
Coding region: 1-966 (321 amino acids)
Biological process (GO): proteolysis
Molecular function (GO): zinc ion binding; metallocarboxypeptidase activity
Source: RefSeq, a predicted model, not a curated record